Molecule: messenger RNA, 8312 nt
Organism: Canis lupus familiaris (dog)
Lineage: Eukaryota; Metazoa; Chordata; Mammalia; Carnivora; Canidae
Gene: CRACR2A
Product: calcium release activated channel regulator 2A
Exons: 21
Coding region: 691-2847 (718 amino acids)
Molecular function (GO): calcium ion binding; GTP binding; GTPase activity
Source: RefSeq, a predicted model, not a curated record
GGCGGCGGCGCCGACAGGCCAGCUCCAGGGCGCCGCUGCCACUUCUGCGGCCGCCGAGGGUUGGGGCGGGGAAAGUGGAGCAGCCCGCCCGGCCGGAGGCUACAGGACAGCUGUGCGCCGAGCCGAGCCCGCGGCGGGACGGGUCGGAGGGACGGCGGCGACGCCCAAGAGAUUGCUCAGUGUUGAGCUCCAGGAUUUGCUUUGGGCCCAGGUGAAUUGAUGGAGCUUUGCCAUGUGGAAGCCACAUAACCACACACCUGCACACACUGGGAGGGAAGGGGAGGAAGACCGACUUCCUGCAGCCCUAACCUGAGAAACCUGGAAAUUCAAGGACCCUCUUGCCACUGUACCUAGAGGCUGGAUGCACAGAAAUGCACCAGGUCAUGCCUUGGCCACAGCUGCCCCUCAGGAGAAUGGCUUGGAGCCAAAGUCACGCCAGCAGGCUGCUUGCCAAGGGCGGAGCAGCAGCGACUUGCCACUUUUCCUCCUGAGCCCAGCCUGGGUGUCCACCUGGCACUCCGCACGAGCACGUCUCUUCCUCCUGGAGCAGCCUGACCCAGAGGCCUGGGCUUCAGAGAGAGCUCCGGGAGAGUUCAGUCCUGGUGGGCUGCCUCCCCGAACCCAGGUGUGCAAAGGGACACGGGCCUUCCUUACGAUUCUGCAAAGACUUGAAGAAAUUGACAAACUGGGAUGGCUACCCUUGACAGGAGAGUGGUCUCUAGACCCCAGAGAUCUGGCCAGGGUCCAAAGGAGAGUGGGGCCUGCAUGGGUCCCCAGGACAAUUUGGAAUGCAAGGAGACCCAGGAGCUGUCCAUGCUGAGCAAGGCACAGGAAUUCUUUCAGACCUGUGACACAGAAGGCAAGGGCUUCAUCGCCAGGAAGGACAUGCAGAGGCUCCAUGAGGAAUUGCCUCUCAGCCUGGAGGAAUUGGAGGAUGUAUUCGAUGCCCUGGAUGCUGACGGCAAUGGCUUCCUGACACCAGAGGAGUUCACCACUGGAUUUAGUCACUUCUUCUUCAGCCAGAACAAGCCAGGUCAGGAAGAUGCAGGGGAACAGGUGGCCCCGCUGCAGGAAGAGAAGGUGUACCAGUCCAGAGGGGAAGAGCAUGUGGGCCACAUGGAUGACGAUGAGGAGACCCAGUUCCAAACACUGAUGGACAAACUUGGAGCCUCGAGGGUUUUGGAAGAUGAAAGUGAUAUCAAGCAACUCUGGCUGCAACUGAAGAAGGACAAACCUCACUUACUGUCCAGCUUUGAGGAUUUCCUGACCAGGACCUUCUCCCAACUCCAAGAAGCUCACAAUGAGAAGAAUGAACUGGAGUGUGCCCUGAAAAAGAAAAUUGCUGCUUAUGAUGAAGAAAUCCAGCAUCUCUAUGAGGAAAUGGAACAGCAGAUAAAACAUGAGAAGGAACAGUUUCUCCUGAAAGACACAGAGAGAUUUCAGGCCCACAGUCAGGAGCUGGAGAAGAAAUUAUUGUCGAAGGAGCAGGAGCUGGAGCAACUUAUCCAGAAGCAGAAGAGGCUGGAAGGCCAGUGCACCAUGCUGCAAAAUGAUGAGCAUGAAACCAAGGCUGAGAAUACCAAGCUGAAAGUCACAAACCAGGAGCUGGCUCUGGAGCUGGAGCGGACCUCCCGGGAGCUACAGGAUGCCCAGCAGCAGCUGGAAAGCCUCCAACAAGAGGCCUGCCAACUCCACCAGGAGAAGGAGAUGGAAGUGUACCGCGUGACAGAGAGCCUGCAGCGUGAGAAGUCGGGACUCCUGAAGCAGCUGGAUUUCCUGAGGGAAAGAAACAAGCACCUUCGGGAUGAACGGGACAUACAUUUUCAGAAAGAUAAGGCGGCCAAGGCAAACACAGCUGCUUCCAAAGCAAACUGGAAACAGAGAUCUGGCUCUGUGAUAGGCAAAUAUGUGGAUGGCAGAGGGAUCCUUAGGAGCCAGUCAGAGGAGGAAGAAGAUGUAUUUGGCCUCUCCAGGAGGAGAAGCUCCCUAGGCCUGAGUGGAUAUCCCUUUCCAGAAGAGGAGCCAGGGGCUGGGGGUCCAUUCCCCCGGGCAUUCCGCAGAAUCAUCUCCAUUGAAGAAGACCCCCUUCCCCAGCUCCUGGAUGGCAGUUUCGAGCAGCCAUUGAGCAAAUGUCCAGAAGAGGAAGAGGUCUCCCAGCAGAGGGUGCAAGGACAAAGCCAGCAGACCAGACCUUUGGAACCCAUGCCUACCUCUCCUCGUGGGCAACCUGUUGGAAAAGAAGCCUUGUCUAAAGAGGAAGCCCCUCUCUCCAUCCCAGACCGGCUCUUCAAAAUUGUGUUAGUGGGGAACUCUGCUGUGGGGAAGACGUCCUUCCUAAGGAGAUUCUGCGAGGACCGGUUUGCCCCAGGCUUGGCAGCCACUGUGGGCAUCGAUUAUCAGGUGAAGAUGGUACGUGUGGAUGACUCAUAUGUGGCGCUGCAGCUAUGGGACACAGCAGGUCAGGAGAGGUACCGCUGCAUCACCCAGCAGUUCUUCAGGAAGGCAGAUGGCGUCAUCGUCAUGUAUGAUGUCACAGCCAGACAGUCAUUCCUAUCCAUCCGGCAGUGGCUGAGCAGCGUGGAGGAAGCUGUGGGAGACUACAUUCCUGUUCUUCUGCUGGGCAAUAAAGUUGACAAUGAGAAAGAGCGGGAAGUUCCCCGAGGCCUUGGAGAACAACUUUCCAAGGAGAACAAUCUGAUCUUCUAUGAAUGCAGUGCCUAUUCCGGUCACAACACCAAAGAGUCUCUGCUCCAUCUAGCCAGGAUCCUCAAGAAACAGGAAGAUACAGCAAGGGAGGACACAAUACAGGCUGACCGCCCUGCCAAAAAGAAGUCUUGCUGUGGCUGAUGAGAGUCCUCCUAGGACUGCUCCAUGCAGAAUUCCUGUGAUGCAUACGUUGGCAUGCCUGAUGGUGCCCCUCAGGUUUCUGAGGUUUUGUUCAUUUUUUCUUCAUUACGUUUUGUGUUCCCUACACUGGAUAUUCUAUAGCCCUAUCUUCAAGUUCACUGAUUCUUUCUUCUGCCUGCUUAAAUAUGCUAUUGGGAACUUUUCAUUCCCAUUAUUGUACUUUUCAACUCCAGAAUUUCUAUUUGGUCUCUUUCAUAAUUUUUAUAUCUUUGUUGAUUCUAUUUGGUGGGGCAUUGUUCUCAGACUUUCCUUUGGUUCAUUAGAAAUGGUUUCCUUUAGACCUUUGAACAAACUUAAAAUAGCUGGUUUAAAAUUUCAAAGACCUCGCAUUGCUAGCUAUCUGUACUGUGCGCAAAUCAAGUUCUACUUACUAGUCCUUUCUUCCUCCCUCACACUUCACACAACAUAGCCAGGACUUGUCUCAUGCUUUAGCCCCACUUCUAACUUCCUCCCUAAAGCCUUUCCUGUCUUCUGUGUUGGAUGACUGACGUGAAACUCAGAAAUCCUUCAGAUCUGAGAAACAACCCUUCCCCCUUGAGCUUCUGGAUAUCCUGCUGGAGAUGAGCUGCCCAAGGUAAUGUCCACCUCCUUGAGAAAGUGAAAGGAAGCCAGACAUCCUCAGGCAGCAUUCGCUUUUCUGCCAGGAAGCCAGACAUUCCACAGUUUCACUCCAAAGGGAUAGAUGGGGGAAUACUACAGAUCAGAAGUGUUUAAUUACUUCAAAAUGAUGAAAUCACAGUACACAAACAUACAGAAACAAAUAUUUAAGUAAUUUCUUGCUGACUGGGCUUAGGAGCACUGUCACCUCUCCUCUCAUUAUUUGGGGAAAAGAAAUUGGCUACACAAAUUCUAACCAAGUUCAGUCAAAAUCUUUAAGAUUUUACUUUAUUAGUUAUUUCUUCCCUUCUUAUCUGGGUGUGUGUGUGUCAGGGUGAGGGGUAGGGAUGAUGAUGGUUGACAUGAUGUAGGAUCUUUCUAAACCUUUCCCACUUCCUAACUCUAUUAAUAUUCCUAAUAAUAAAUAUGCUAAUUAUCAGCAGUAGCAGUAACAAAGAACAUCAUAACUCCAACUUUCAUACAGUUCAGUGGAACCAGUUGCAGUGAAGUGCCCUACUUAGGAAGAACCUUGCUGGAAAUGAUGGGGGUUGGGAAACCAUAUGGUGCUUGGCUGAGGACCUGAAACCAAUAGAAACUGAGAUGGAUUUGGUGAGGUUGUAUCGUUUAUCAUCCUAGGGAAGGACUGAGUCAAGUCCAAGAAUGAGCCCCUCUCUCAGAGCUGGAACUUCAUCAGCUCUUUGGCUCUGAUUCAGAAGUGGUACUUGCAGGCUCUUGACAUGCACCAGGAGACUCUCCUCCCAGCAAAUGAGGACUCCUAGGGCCAGUGAGGCAUAUGUCAUCAUAAUGAAUUAUGACUGGAUCCAUCUGACCUAUAAAAGUAAAUGCUACCCAUGAAAACAUUGCACUACUAAGCAAAAAUGCCCAAAAACAUGGACAGAGGGAAUGGGCUUUUAUUUUUAACUUGGAAUUUAAACAUGUAGAGCUCAAGGAGCCUCAUAAUGCAUUUAAGUAAGAUGACUAUGUAUCUAGAAUUCAUUGAGCGUGUGUAGCACCAGGUCAAGGACAGAGUGUCAGGGUAUGAUUUAACAUCCAGUCCAUAGGCUCCCCAAGGCCAUUCUGUAAUGAUAUUGUAUUGUACUUAUUUAUACACACUGCCCACAGGGCUUGUAAUGAGUGAAAUGCACUGGACUGAACUCCCGAGGGCAGGAGCAUUCAUCUCUGCCUCAUGUUUGGCAUAGUGUCUGGCAAACAAUGUUUGCCUUAUAGGAACAGUUGAGAAUAGAGCAUCAUUUCUCAAGAACAAGGCCCAGCACUUGGUGAGCCACUCCAAUGGAGCCUCAGUUCCCAGAGGCUGGAUGACUGGAUCUCUGUAGUCUGGUGGACCCAUGGGGUUCCCUCACUGCUUCAAAUGAUUUGCUGCUUCUGGCUCUUAAAACGAGUGCUGAGAAGCAUUCCAGCUGCUGUGAUUCAAUUGCAUUUCAGACAGUGUGAUGCCCAUCAAAGCAUUCCAUCUCAUCACCCUGCAGCCUCCCCAGCUGUUGCUAGUAGCAAUCCAUUACCCUCAGGCAGCUCAACAACUCAAUUUGACUUGGGCUCCAUGCCUUUGUGUAUAAAGAUGCCUCCCUGCUUGGUUCUCUUCCUUCCAGAUAUAGAACAGACCAUCUUUACCAGGCUGUGCCUCUCCCAGAUGUUUUCUGUAACCUCUAAAGAUCAGCUCAGAAUACAAACCUGCACACAAGUUGUGUGGCCUUAGGCAAAAUCUGGAACUGCUUGGGUGUUCUGAACCCUAGCUUCCAAAUCUGUUAAAAUAGAAUUCCCUGUCCUACUGUCUGCUAGUGUGAAGGUCAAACAAGAACUCUAGGGAAAGGGUUUAGUCAACUGAAAGCCUCUAGACAAAUGUUAGUUAUUACAUCAUCUUCUAUCUCCCUGUGCAAAAGACCAAACAAAAUAAGAAACAAAGUCCCACACUUCUUGGUAACCAGAAUCUGGGGCCCUAGGUAAAAGCAUCUCCCAUUUCCCUGGGCUAGUAGAAUAAGGAAAAUUUGCAUUCCUUCAAGCUACAGAUUCCUGUCAAAGAAUGCUUUGUCAUCUUUCCACUCUGCCUUGAAAUAGGGCAGGGUCCCACCAUCGCAGACUACGAGGUUCUCACUGACAGGGUUCUUGUCUUACUCAUUUUUCUAUUUACGUAAUAGAUAUGUUGUUGUCCAGUCAAGACUUCAACAGUUCACUCCUAAUUGAACUACCUUUACACAUAUGGUUUAUAGACUCUUUCACUUUGGGAUGGUGAAAAGCUCUGGAGUUGGAGGAGAGUGAUGGUUGCACAGAAUAUUGUGACUGCACACAAUGUCACUGAAUUGUGCAUUUGUAAAUGGUUAAAAUUGCAAAUUUUACAUUUUGUAUAUUUUACCAUAAUAUAGUUUUUUCAGAAAACACUUUCAUAAACAUUUUUAUUCCAUGAAUGAAUAUAAGGUUGGCUCUCUUCAAUGCCUAGCGACUGAGGAUCUAAGGUAUUUGUCUCAGGCUGUAUCAGAGUUAAGGGAGCAAGAAAGGAAGACAAGCUUACUUAAUGCCCUUGAUGCAUUAGUGUACUCAAGGGGGAGGAAACACCUGGAAACCCACAAGUAUACACCAGCAUUCCAUAAAAAUGCCAUCACCCUAAGACUCCCUUCCUUUAAGGGCCUCAACCAGCCCCACUCAACCUUGGAUUCGACUGGAGAAGGACUCUCAGGGCUCCUGGCACUUCUACCCCUACACUUCUCUUUAUGGGUUUGGCUCCAUUCCUUGUAGAAAAGCUCCUGGGGACAGGACCUUCAUAUCCUAUGUGCCAACAGGAGGGGCUAACCUGGUCUCAGAAUGUGGGCUGAAUAACAGUGUGCUGAAUGAGACGAGAAAAAAAAAAAAUGAAUGACAAGUCUUUUGUAACUCCUGAAAUUUUGUUGCAUUGACUACAGCAGGAAAUACACUCAUUAGCAUCCAGAAAUACUUUGGUUUAGAAAGAUCUAUGCUAUAAUCACUUAUGGUAAGGAGACUAGGGACAAGCAUAGGAGGGCUGGAGUAGGAGAGGACCCAAAUACUGUGUUCCAUGAUGAAGGGCCAACUUGGGCAUUACACUCACUCUGAAUGACUCAACAGGGCCAGAUUAGGACCACCCAGCACAGAACAUGGGGAUUAUGAUCCAUCCUAAGGAAGUAUGUUCCAGUGAGCACUGCCCAGCAAUGGAAUAGGCUGCCUCACCAGAUAGUGAGCCCCUAACACUGGAGGUAUUCAAGCAGAUGUUGAACACUCUGUUCUUAGGAUUCCCUCUACCUCUACCCCACCAACCCUGAGAGUCUGGGAUUGUUUUGAAGUGAGACUGAAGUAAAAGUAUACUAGUAUAAGAUGUGCCAGGGAGUCUAGAUGAGUUGACCAAGAAGCAUCCCUGGACCAGGAGAAUGUUGAGCCGGUCCAUUUCUCCAGUUGGUUUUGCCACUCACCCUUCUCUAUGUUCUCCCCUGCCCCACGUUUCCCUCCCUUUCCAGUUUUCUUCAUCUCUCUUUCCACCAUCCACUCCCCAUGCUCCCACUGCCCAGAAGUAGAAAGCACCUGGCCUAAAAGUCUUCCCGUUCUUCCACAGCUUGCCUGGCAUGGGGAGAGGUGCUGCAUCUUUGCCAGCGUCCUGCCAGCUCCUCUAUUGUGGCAAGUGAAAUUACCAGCUUCACACUGCGGGUCUAUUUAAAUCAGCCUUUCAUGUCUGAUGGAUUUAAAAAUAUGCUAGAAGUCAGCAUCUUAAAUACAAGAAACACAAACAAGCAGAUGAGGCUGCGUUUUCCUCCCUCUGUGCCCAUCCCACCCUCUUCCCUUCCUCCCACUCUCUCCUGCCCCCUCCCAAGGCAGUUUUCAUUCACGAGGCCCAUCUCCCCCUCUCCCCACCCUUCUCUGUCUCUAGCUGGCACAGCAGUCUUCAGCCUGAGCAGUGGCUGGGAACCCCAGAGUCUAGGUUCCCUCUUCAACUCUGUGGGACACGAACAAGGCCCCCCAGCAUGAAUGCUGGCACCCUCACUCCCCACAUGGUGUGGUGGCGGUGGCGGGUUGUCUUCUGCACUGACUGUCGUGUGCAAAGGUAGCCCCAGACUGAACCCAGGGCAGGCUCACCAACCUGCCUCCUGUCACAGAUGGGGAGGCUGUAGCCCAGGCAGGAGGGAUGACUUGCUGUGAUGCUGGCUCCUGGCCCACUGCCCUGGCAGGGCACAGCCCACCUUCCCAAGCGUGUGUGUUCAGUUUUUCAGGAAGGCCAUUUGUUAGCCCAGAGCCCCACAGCUCCCAGUAACCCACCUGUGAGAGUUUCUCAGGCUCCAGUCACAGCAAGGGUACCUGUCUGUCCCCGGAUACUGAGUGGGGAUGACCUGGGGCCAUGGCCCACUUUGGUUGACCCAGCCCAAUUUUCUCCAGCUACAAUUUAAGUCAUUCUCCCUAAGCUCUAUCAUCUCUUUGAGACUUGAUAAGUGGUCCCCGCAGCAGGUCCUCAGCCCAUGGGCCGCUGGUCAGCUCCAGAGUUGCAGUGAGGAGACUAGGAGAGGCUGCCUCACCUGGAAGUGGCUCUACUGCUCUGUCCGUGGCUCGGGUGAGGUGGUCGUUCCACCUGGUGGUCCUCAACCUUGGAUGUCUACUGGAAUCACCUGGGCAGUUUUUCCUUACUAGUUUAUUUAUUCUACUUCUACUUGUCUUAUUGCUAAAAAUAAUGCCAAUCUUCACCCCCCCCACACACACCAGAAUUUCUGAUGUAAGUAGAAGUUAAAAGAGCUUUAAAACUUUUGCUUAAUAUUACUAUUAUUAGCAAUAAAAAUAAUGGAAUGGAAUAAUGUGAAAAA